Suillus subalutaceus is the source of this 1067-nucleotide messenger RNA. Its product is annotated as kinase A anchor protein. Bases 58 to 840 code for a protein of 260 amino acids. Gene Ontology annotation, cellular component: nucleus. Gene Ontology annotation, biological process: regulation of DNA-templated transcription; DNA alkylation repair. The record is from RefSeq and is a predicted model, not a curated record. The transcript is spliced from 5 exons. Lineage: Eukaryota; Fungi; Basidiomycota; Agaricomycetes; Boletales; Suillaceae.
UGAGUUUUGAUUCUGACUCGGCCAUCCUUUCCUCACCUAGGUCGCCAGCUAUAAAGCAUGGCUACGAAAUACACUGCUAGGGCAAGCGCCUCGACUUCUAGCCGUGGAAGAUUUUCCUCUGGAACAAACCGUAAUUCUAAAUUGCGGCCUACACAUUUCAUAUCCCUGCCCAUCGGACACCACGUGCAAUUGCAGGAAUCGGUGAAGUCAUUCACGGAUGGCUUGCUUAAUUGUAAGCCUGCGCUCCCUGGCGUUGAUCGCGGUAUUGUUAUCGCACCUCGUCGGCUUCAUCUGACACUAGGAGUGAUGACUCUUGAAAAUUCACCGGUUUCCUCGGGAAGAACUUUAGCGGAUGCACAGGCAUUGUUACGGACAUUGAGAGCUCGCGUCAUGGAGUUAUUGGACGGACACAGUCUCUGCAUCCCUCUAACGGAGAUGAACAUCAUGAACCCAGAUCGCGGUAAUGCAGACAACGCGCAUGUACUCUGGUUGGGCCCUUCACUGAAUACAGAAGACGCACAGCGCCUCAAAUCCGUUAGCGAAUUUGUGAACAAGGCAUUUAGUGACGCCGGGUUUAUUCAGGAUCGUCGUCCUCUCAAGUUGCAUUGCACAAUUCUAAACACUUCGCAUCGCAAACCAUAUCGACAGCCGUUCUCCUAUAACGCAAUCCUGACGUCUCCGUUUAUUCGCGAGUUUGUUCGUACACCACAUGAUUUUCGGGACUCCGUGAAAGUGGACUUUGGUACUUGGAACGUUGAUGAGAUACAGAUAUGCAAGAUGGGAAGUUACGGACCCGAGGGCGAAUACGUGAGUUGCGGGUGCUGUUCGUUGGCGUCAUAGGUUCGAUGUAUGACAUAUGGAGCCCAAAUUACGUUUUUACACUCACAGCCGAGGCUUGGAAGAGCCUAGACUGUGUCGCUGCGGUAUGAUAGAUACUUUAAGUACCUGUAAUGCUGUGGCUUGCGACGACGAAGGGCUACCUAGAAAAGAAGUUAGGUCUCACGCACAGGCCUACACACCUGUGGCGGCACAGCCCAUUGUGUGGCCAUUGAAAGAGCGAUUAAAAG